AAUCAAAAAAGAAAAAGAAAAGUCUAAACAUUUGGCGUCGAUUUCUUUAUUUCUAAGCAAAGAGAGAGAAAACAAAUCGAGGAUCUGAAUCGUCAAAAACUACUUUUCCCUAGAUCUUUUAAGGUAAAGAAGAAGAUCAUCAAAGCUUUCAUUUUUGAGAUCUGGGCUUCAGACAAAGAUUCUAUUUUUUUCUCUCCCCCAUUUUAAUUUUAAUUCCAGCUCCAAAUUCUCAGCUUCGGAUUUUGGUUUUCGAGUGAAGCAAAAUCACUACAUUUGCUAAAUUGCCUCGUACGUGCGGGUGAGGAUCUUUCUCAAUCACAAGAACAACGUGAAAAGUUUCCUCCUUUAAAUUAGGUUUUCUUUUCAUUAAUUCCGUAAAUUUGUUUCACCAAACGUGUGGGACUUCUUGUUUCUAAAGAGUGUUGCUUUACCAUUGGUUUUGCUCAAUGUAAAGAAGUUAAAGAUUCAAACAUUUUGUUGCAAUGGGAGAAACACAGAACCUGCAUUUGUCUCCGCGACACCGAUCUUCUCUAAAGAAGCCAUUGUUGAUUGUUUUGUUAGUCUGUAUCACAAGUGUGCUUUUGGUGAUCACUUACAUGUAUCCACAGCACAAUGGUAAGAGCUCUGCUUGUGCGGGUUUGUCUAGUAGAGGCUGUGAAGCGGCGCUUUCGGGAUGGCUUCCUGUUCAUGUGAGGAAAUUUACGGAUGAAGAAGUGGCAGCUCGAGUUGUGAUCAAAGAUAUACUGAGACUACCUCCUGCUCUAACCGCUAAAUCGAAAAUCGCUUUUAUGUUCUUGACUCCUGGUACUUUGCCAUUUGAGAGGCUUUGGGAUAAGUUUUUCCAGGGUCAAGAAGGAAGAUUCUCCAUUUACAUCCACCCAUCAAGGUUACGACCAGUUCACAUUAGCCGUCACUUUUCAGACCGUGAAAUUCACAGCGAUCAUGUCACUUGGGGAAGGAUUUCUAUGGUUGAUGCCGAGAGACGGCUUCUAGCAAACGCUCUUGAAGAUCCUGACAACCAACACUUUGUUCUUCUUUCAGAAAGUUGUAUACCGUUGCAUACAUUUGACUACACGUAUCGAUAUUUGAUGCACGCAAAUGUCAGCUUCAUUGAUAGUUUUGAGGAUCUUGGUCCUCACGGGACUGGCAGGCACAUGGAUCACAUGUUACCUGAGAUCCCAAGGCAAGAUUUCAGAAAGGGUGCACAGUGGUUCACAAUGAAGCGUCAGCACGCUGUAAUAGUGAUGGCUGAUGGUCUCUACUACUCGAAAUUCCGGGAAUAUUGCAGACCCGGGGUAGAAGCAAACAAGAACUGCAUCGCGGAUGAACAUUACCUGCCAACAUUCUUCCAUAUGCUUGAUCCUGGAGGAAUCUCGAACUGGUCAGUCACAUAUGUUGAUUGGUCUGAGCGUAGAUGGCACCCAAAGACAUACAGAGCGCGCGAUGUCUCACUCAAGCUCUUGAAAAUUAUCACGUCCGAUGAUAUGAGUGUACAUGUAACAAGCGUUGGCAAGCGAGGAGAAGAGCUGCAUUGGCCUUGUACAUGGAAGGGAAUUAGACGUCCAUGUUAUCUAUUCGCAAGGAAGUUUCACUCAGAUGCUCUUUACAAACUGGUCAGACUCUUUCCAAACUACACGAGCGCAGUGGUCUGAGCCAGAAACAAAUUCUUGAAACCAAACCAUACAAUUCUUGAAACCGGAACAAAAGACUUCCACAUAUCUCGAGAUUGGAUUGGAUUAGAUUGGAUCGCAGAUUACUGUAAAUUUCUGAGAAGCACAGUGCUUUCUCUUGCUGGGAUUUAGUGCUCUUUAAUGGGACAUGUUACUCUGCUUUUGUUAAGGUUUAGUAUAAGAACAAAAUUAGAAGCAGAGGUUUUUGUCUAAGGAGAGUUUUGGUUAUUGUGAUUUUAGCAAUUGUUUGGUUAGUGUUAACCGGUGUAUGUUGUUGUAAGGUCAAGCUAUUUAGUAGAGCUUAACACAGGUUUUAGAAUUUUGGCUGUGUUAUAAUAAUACGAAUAUAAACUA
This is a messenger RNA of Arabidopsis lyrata subsp. lyrata, 2024 nucleotides long. RefSeq lists its product as uncharacterized. The transcript is spliced from 12 exons. Lineage: Eukaryota; Viridiplantae; Streptophyta; Magnoliopsida; Brassicales; Brassicaceae. Gene Ontology annotation, cellular component: membrane. Bases 483 to 1652 code for a protein of 389 amino acids. The record is from RefSeq and is a predicted model, not a curated record. Gene Ontology annotation, molecular function: glycosyltransferase activity.